UUACAGCAACCAAGACCUCAGUGUUCCAAAAUCAUACAACAUGAGAACACGCGCUACGAACUUUUUCUUACUAUUUUUUUUACUUAAUUGUGUCUUUGGCGGAAGAAAUCAUGACUUGGUUUUAAAUGUAGAAAUCGAAGCUCUUACUCCUAAAGGAAUUCAGGUCACCCUUCCAGAUAGCCCAGGUACUACAUAUUUCGCUUUUCAUGCCAAUAUCAACGAUCCUAUUACAAAAAGCGACCCUGGAACCAUUUCUGGAACAGUAUAUGAAACAACAGAAGGAAAAUGGGUCAUUCGCGAUUUAAACGUCCACUUAAAACCAGGAGACACAGUCUACUACUGGGUGUUUGUUCAAACUGGCCGCUUGGGUUAUCGUAAGGACGGACGACACACCAUAACAGGUUCAUUCGCUGAACCAGAAAGUGACACUCCAACACCAUGUCCACCACAGUAUGAAGCCUCCACUCUAUGCAAGAACAUGGUGGUUAAUUUAACAGAAAGGGUAUUUGAGCUUCAAGAUUCACUUGCUUUGGAGCAAGAAACCAACAAAAUUUUGAAAGAGUUGGUCAAGAAGGAUCAAAAAUUGUCACGAACUCUGGUUCUGGAAGGUUUGGGUGUAAAUGACGAAUUAGUCAGGAUUGUGGGAGCAAUUGUGAGAGAUAAACUCGAUUUGUCUUGUGGUAUUAAAAAUGUCGUGCUCAGAGAUGACGAUAAGGUGGAGUUUCAGGUUGAUAAUAUUGACGAAAAGGUGCAAAUUCUUCAAGCUGCCAAAACCAAACUUAAAUAUUCCAGAUAUGUUAUUACUUAAGUAAAUGUAAAAUAAGGUUGUGAGAUAUUUUUAGUAGUUCAAUUAUAAAUUGACUCAGAAACUACACACAUGUCUAUAAAAAAAACCGCUCUAAAUUGACGCUCAUCUAUCUAGUAAAGUCCAUGACGUCGGUAUAACAGGUUAGUGCAAAAAUAGUACUAGAUAUUCUUUGAAUGAAACAUUUCCAUUUUCAUCACCACAAUACUGAAUAAAACAAGAUGUUUUGCAAA
This is a messenger RNA of Zophobas morio, 1038 nucleotides long. Its product is annotated as beta-1,3-glucan-binding protein-like. The record is from RefSeq and is a predicted model, not a curated record. The coding region runs from base 41 to 808 and encodes 255 amino acids. Lineage: Eukaryota; Metazoa; Arthropoda; Insecta; Coleoptera; Tenebrionidae. The transcript is spliced from 2 exons. Gene Ontology annotation, molecular function: carbohydrate binding.